AAAAAUGAUUGCAAUUGUUUAGACCCCAAGUACUGUACCAUCAACUAGAUAAAGUAAAACAGUAACUUAUUAAUUUCACCUUGAUUAGCCUGGAGAAUACGAUCACUUCAGAAGAAUCUUAAAAACUAGAUAGAGAUUCCCAUCAAGUGCAGAUUGCAAAUUCAGGAAAUCUGUAAGCAGUCCAUUAAAAAAAUAAAGUGCCAAUCAACCUACAGAGAAGCGAGUCCUUCUUACUUUGUAAGAUAGACCCAAAACUUAAGCAGAUUUACCAGAGAGACCUCCUGAAUAUUACAAUUUGUUCAACCUACCAUAUAAAAACUACAAAUAUUAAAAGCCUCCUGGAUAAAUCAAUGUAGCAGAGUACCUUGAGGGAACAUAUAAAUUAGGGAAAACCAUAGGGAUAUGGGAUAAAAAUACACUGCACAAGAAAUUAAAUGUGAACAAGUAUUCGAUGAUUAAAUGAAAUUAGCCUUUAGAUUAAAAGAAGCAAUUACACAUCUGAUCAUCUUAUAAAGGCAAGAAAGCCAUAAGGUCCAUCGAGUUGUUUGGAAACUAUUUACAUAGCUAAAUUGCAAUUAGAUAAUGAACAAACCUAAGAAGGGUUGGUUAAGAUGAAGGCAAUGGAAGACACUCUAAAAUAGGAUAUUCAAAGGUAUCUUGUUGAAGGAUCAUCGACUCAGCUUUAAAUAAAAUUUCCAUCAUAAUCAUACAUUUUGAAUAGAUGGACAAGACAAUCAAUUGGUUAAGAGCCACCUCAAUGCUCAAAAUGUGAAUUGAUUCCUAAAUUCUCUUUUCAAAAAAACCAAGUUAACAAUAGUGUUGAAUCACUGAGGAGAUCUAUGAUAUAAUUUCAAGCUCAGGAGACUUCUUCAUAAAUUACAGAAUUGCCACAACAAAUGAAAUUUUAUAAAUUUGAGUAAGGCUUUACUAUUGAUAGUGCAGUCCAAAAAUUAACUCAUUUUGGCAUCUCUACAAAACUAAAGGAAUGACUAUUGAAUCUUUAAAGGAGGGCUUUUAGAUCUUAAAGAAGCCAAUCAUAGGUGAUAGACUAUUAUUAAGUUUUGACUUAACUCCUAUAAAUAAUGAGGAAAGGGUAUCAUACAAAUAAUUCUGCUAUUUUGUGAGAGUGUUCAUUUACAAGAAGGCCAGUUUAAAGGAGAUGAUAGACAGUGUACUUAAUGUAGGUGAAUUAUUUAAUAAUAAUAGUUUUAUGAUCCAGAGAGAUAAUAUAGAGUUACAAACAGAGAGUUUAUUAAUAUCAAUAGGAUACUUUGUGAAUAGUUUAUGGAGAAACAUCCAACAGUGAAACCAAUCUAUCAAGAGUUAAUCUAAAAUUUUAAACUGUCGAAAGUAAUUAAUGAUGAAAAUGACGCUUAUUUUGAUUAAAAAGCAUUUAAGCAUGUCUUCAUUUCGAAUUAGAUGCAUAUUUAAGAUAUUAUAGAAUUGAUUAGUGAUGAGUGA
Molecule: messenger RNA, 1461 nt
Organism: Paramecium octaurelia
Lineage: Eukaryota; Ciliophora; Oligohymenophorea; Peniculida; Parameciidae
Source: the annotation of a GenBank genome assembly